UAGAUGGCAGUAUGAACCUAUUUUGUUGCCAAUGAGCACACAGAAGAAUAACGCCAGAAAAGCAUUGCGACAGGUUAACGCUUUGUUGAUGUCUGAAUUGUCAAGUUCGCCUUGCUCACAUCUGCAUUGAUCCCAGUGUAUGAGAGUCAUGGCAGAGCGAGGAGCUCAUUUAACAACAGCAGCUCCAGCUGAAGACAGACCGUCCAUAUUCGAGAUUUUAGCUCAGGACUCUUUGAUGAGUGCUGUUAAACCUGCAUUACUUCAUGCUGUGAAGAUCCUUGCUACGUCGAAUCCCGCUCGCUAUGGAUUUCUUUGGCAGAGGUUUGAUGAGAUUUAUGCUAUCCUGGACGUGUUAUUGCAGCAUCAUUUCCUUUCCCACACCAGCGCCUCAUUUUCGGAGAAUUUCUACGGUCUGAAGCGUGUAGGAGAAGACAGCACACGUGCAGCUCAUCUGGGACUCCGGCGCAGACAGCACUGGCACUCUUUGUUCCUACUGGCCCUCCUUCCUUACCUACACACCAAACUGGAAAAAGUCCUGGCUCGACAGAGAGAUGAGGACGAUUUCUCCAUCCGCUUGCCGCAGUCCGUCAUGCAGAAGUUGUACAGGGCUUUUUUGGCUGCGUACCCCUUUGUGUGCAUGGCCUGGGAUGGCUGGGUCUUUUGCCAUCAGCUUUUGUAUGUUUUCGGCAAAACACAGACACAUUCUCCGCUUCUGUGGCUGGCAGGGGUUAAACUCUCAUAUCUCACAGCUAAUGACAUACACAGCCAAGAUCUCAAGCCAUCAGGCCCGGCACUGAGCCCCAGUCAAAGCUUUGGAGAGAAAUUUCAGCGUCUGGUCUCUACGGCAGUUGGUGGUUUGGCUGUGUCUCUUUCAACCAGCCUCUCGAUUGGAGUGUUUUUCCUGCAGUUCCUGGAGUGGUGGUAUUCAUCCGAGAACCAGAGCACCGUUAAAUCCUUGACCUCCCUCCCAACCCCUCCGCCGCCUCUCCACCUGCACAGCCAGGAGACUUCAAACACACACAUCAAAGUCUGCCCGCUCUGCAGGAAAGUGCGCAGCAAUGACACUGCGCUUGCCACUUCAGGCUAUGUGUUUUGUUAUAAGUGUAUAUAUGUGUACGUUAAAGCCAAUCACAGGUGUCCCCUCACUGGCUACCCUUCAGGACUGCAGCACCUCAUUAAAAUAUACACACCUGAUGGAUAGACAGGUCAAAUCUGUUUAAUUUGGUUUCCAAGAUGCAUUAUUAAUGUGGAUCUGUCUGAUUUUACAUAAUUAUUGCACAUUGUUCAGGUGAACAACAGGUUUAGUGUUAAUUGUUAUUCUAAGGAAUGUUAAAAAGCUUUUAAGUUAAUAAAUUAGUGUAAUUAAAUGAUAUAUAAUAAUGGACUAUUAUUUUAUGAAAUGUGUAAAUAUUACAUUUGUACAGAUAUCAUCAUUGCCGACUCUUAUUCAAGAGUCACUAGAGAACAGGGGCGUUUCCUCCGAGUAGGCAAGGGAGGUAGUGUCUCCUCAAAAUUGUCUCCCCAAAAAAUUUGUAGUACAAAAAUAAAACAACGCCAAUAUUACAAAAUAUAACAUAAAAAAAAAUUAUAAAUCACUCGUUUUUCUAAAAGAAACUUUGUCCAACCACGACACCAGCAGGUAAAAUUGCAGC
Sinocyclocheilus rhinocerous is the source of this 1652-nucleotide messenger RNA. RefSeq names its product peroxisome assembly protein 12-like. The transcript has 4 exons. The record is from RefSeq and is a predicted model, not a curated record. Gene Ontology annotation, biological process: protein monoubiquitination; protein import into peroxisome matrix. Gene Ontology annotation, molecular function: ubiquitin-protein transferase activity; zinc ion binding; protein binding. The coding region runs from base 140 to 1201 and encodes 353 amino acids. Gene Ontology annotation, cellular component: peroxisomal importomer complex; peroxisomal membrane. Lineage: Eukaryota; Metazoa; Chordata; Actinopteri; Cypriniformes; Cyprinidae.